AUGGGUCCCAAAUCAAAGGGCAAUGCCCGUGGAGGAGGACCGAAACCAGGAACCAAACAGGCAAAAGCUGCCGCCGAAAAGUCUGCGCAAACCACAAAUGUGCAGCAGACCGAGGGAGAGGCCAAAAAGCCUACAGUCAAACAGCUUAUUGGCGGCGCAUCAUGGACGGGCAAGCUCCCGGUCAAUCUGCUCUCGGAGCAUUGUCAGAAGCAGAAGUGGGAGAAACCAGAAUAUACAAUGAAGCAAUCAGCGCAAGGCUUUUCGUCGUCAGUCAUCUUGAGUAAAGUCGAUCCCAAGACUAAAGAGAAAAUCACUCUACCCCCAAUGCAAUUACCCCCCGCCCAAAAGGCUCUCGCGACCCGACCGACGGCUUUAGAAGCUAGACAUUUCGCAGCUAUAUAUGCUCUCUAUCGAGUCUGCAAUAUGAGAAACAUGACAUUGAUGCUGCCGCCGGACUAUCGAAAGCUAUGGAAAGAAGACUUUACAACAAUGAAAAGCGAAGCAGCCGCCGAGGGCAAAGCGUGGAUGUACGAGGCCGAUCCAUUUUUAGCGAAGCAACAACGUGAGGCUGCUACUGCUGAGAUGGAAAAGAAGAGAGCGGAGCAACAGAAAUUACAGGAAAAGGCCAAACAAGAUGGAGCUCAAGGUCCGAGUGGCUUUGAAGAGAAGAAAGGAGGAAAAGGCUGGGCGCAAGCACCCAAGGUUGAACUUGGAAACAAGAUACGACGUGAUAUCGAAGAGCUCCUAAGACACAAGACCGUAUGGAACCCAUAUAGCGUAAUUAUACCCGAAUCGCAACGCAAAGCAAUUGUCGAUGACCUCUCUCGAGUUGGAUUUCGUCGAAGUCAUGUUGAAGAAGCAGUUGCUGAAUGCAAGGAUCGCGAAGAGGUACUGGAAUGGCUGUUGCUAUAUGUGCCGGAGGACGAUUUACCCCGUUGGAGUCUGCCGGAAAAUUACACCGCUGGCAUCAGUCUAGCAAGCGGGGACCUCGUACGAGAAUCAAAAAUCAGACGCCUUACUGCAGCUGGCUAUCCUUCCGAUCUGUGCGCAACCACCCUUGAUAGUGAAGGUGGAAACGAAGCAUUAGCUGCCGAGAAGCUUCAGACAACUAUAACCCAACAUAUUCCACAAAAUACAUCGAUCGAUGACGACGAGCAAGAAGAAGCCUGGGCUGAAGAAGCCGACACAUUAGAAGCUAUAUUUGGGGAUCGAUACAAACGAGUCUCAGAGAUAGUGUGUGAAAUUAAAGGAGACGUCCCUAACAUGACAAAGCCCGUCACCUUUCGAUUCCAGAAGCCCACAAAGUCAUAUCCAGUCCAUCCGCCGGUCAUUUCGGUGAUUUCUGACGGCCUUCCAGCAUACAUUCGACUAAGCGCUGUUCGCAAGGCCAUACGGUAUGCUACUGAAGAUCUCACAGGAACACAAAUGGUCUUCAGCUUAGUAGAUUGGUUGGAAACGAACCUUCCCGAGAUAGUGGAAAAUCCGGGUCAGUUGAAGGAUAUAUCUUCUGGGGCCCGCGAGUCUUUAGAAAGACCGACGACUGCCACACAGCUGCCUCUUCGCUCGGGGCGCAGGAAUGCUGAAAGCUCUGCAGCGAGGGUUAAUGUGCAUUUAGGUAUCGAGCUUCGCAAAACCUGGGAAUCGAAGCAAAAUUCGCCAGCUCAGAUCAGUAUGAAUCGACAACGGCAAUCCUUGCCUGCCUGGGCAAUGCAGGAGGCUAUAAUCCAUUGCGUCAACUCAUAUCAAGUGACAAUUAUAUCAGGAGAAACCGGUAGUGGAAAAAGUACACAAUCCGUUCAAUUCGUUCUGGACGAUUUAUUGAAACGAGAUCUCGGAGACGUGGCGAACAUCGUUUGCACACAGCCAAGGAGGAUUUCAGCUCUCGGUCUUGCGGAUCGUGUCAGUGACGAGCGAUGCUCCUCUGUUGGGGAUGAAGUCGGAUAUAUCAUUCGAGGUGAUUCCAAAGUCAAAUCUGGCAGGACGAAGAUCACAUUCAUGACAACCGGUGUUCUGCUUCGCAGACUCCAGACAGCGCCUGGAUCGAGCGAUGAUAUCGCAAAAUCACUUUCCAACAUUACACAUGUCGUAGUGGAUGAGGUUCACGAGAGAAGUCUUGAUACUGAUUUUCUUCUUGCUCUAUUGCGAGAUAUCCUGAACCGUCGUGAUGAUCUCAAAGUCAUUUUGAUGAGUGCCACAUUAGAUGCGGAUAUCUUCAUGCGAUAUUUCGGAGGACCUUCGCGAGUUGGUCGUGUGAGCAUACCAGGACGCACGUUUCCAGUCGAAGACUACUACGUGGAUGACAUUCUACGUCAGACUGGGUAUAACAGAGGACCAUCUAUGACUUCAGACCUUGAUGAUGACAGUCUCACAGAAGACCAGGCUUUAGGAAAGUCACUCCGUAGCCUUGGAUUUGGUAUCAACUACGACUUGAUCGUAUCAACAGUGCGACACAUAGACUCUGAAUUAGGGGAUGACCCAGGCGGCAUUCUUAUUUUUCUUCCGGGAACCAUGGAAAUCGAUCGCUGUCUUAGUGCUAUCAGAGCGAUCCCAAAUCUCCAUGCUUUGCCUCUUCAUGCAUCUCUCCUACCGGCGGAUCAGAAACGAGUUUUCAAUCCUGCACCUAAGGGCAAACGAAAAGUGAUCGCGGCCACCAACGUAGCCGAAACAUCAAUUACAAUCGACGACGUCGUUGCCGUGAUAGAUACAGGUCGAGUCAAGGAAACAAGCUUCGAUCCCAAAGAUAACGUGGUCAAGUUGCAAGAAGUCUGGGCAUCUCAAGCCGCCUGCAAACAACGCCGUGGACGAGCUGGUCGUGUCAAAGCCGGAAAAUGCUACAAACUUUUCACGCGUAGUGUUGAAUCCAACAUGGCACCGCGACCUGAUCCGGAGAUUCGGCGUGUUCCCUUGGAACAACUUUGUCUUUCUGUUGUAGCCAUGAACAGCAUCCAGAAUGCAGCUGACUUUCUUGCAAAGACUCUAACGCCGCCAGAGACCAUCGCCGUCGAAGGCGCGCUGACUCUUUUACAUAGCAUCGGCGCCUUGGACAAUCACAAGUUGACAGCUCUCGGUCGACAUAUGUCGAUGAUACCUGCGGACCUUCGGUGCGCAAAGCUGAUGGUAUACGGGUCUAUAUUUGGUUGCGUAGACGCAUGCGUCACCAUAGCCUCGAUUCUUAUUGCAAGAAGCCCCUUCGUAUCGCCCCGUGACAAGCGUGAAGAGGCCACCGCUGCCAGAGCAGCAUUCUCGCGCGGAGGUGGCGACCUCCUAACCGAUCUAGCUGCAUAUCAGCAAUGGAACGAGAGAUCUAAGUCAUCUGGAUACUGGCAGAGCAACUCAUGGUGCUCUGAAAACUUUUUGUCGCACCAAACCCUCCGCGAAAUAUCCUCUAACCGCGCACAACUUCUCACAUCGCUGAAAGACGCCGGAAUCCUACCAUUCGAGUAUAAAGAGGGCACCAACUCAUCAACCCGCUGGGACCGAAACGACAAGAACACAUCCCUCCUCCAAGCCUUAAUCGCAGGCUCAUUCAACCCACAAAUAGCACAAAUCAAAUUCCCAGACAAGAAAUUCGCAGCUUCUAUGACAGGCACAAUUGAACUCGAUCCAGACGCAAGGACCAUCAAAUACUUCAACCUUGAAAACGGCCGAGUCUUUAUCCAUCCCAGCUCGAUGCUUUUUUCGGUUCAGAACUUCGCGAAUGCGGCGUAUCUCAGCUAUUUUUCGAAGAUGGAGACGAGUAAAGUGUUUAUUCGUGAAUUGACUCCGUUCAACGUCUAUACCCUUCUUCUCUUCGCUGGUCCCAUAAUCCUAGAUACCAUGGGCCGCGGCAUAGUCGUAGAUGGAUGGCUUCGUCUCCGGGGUUGGGCACGAAUAGGCGUACUAGUCUCGCGUCUCAGGAUGAUGCUCGAUAGUGUUCUGGCUGCGAGGAUAGAUAACCCCUCUGCUUCUUCGCUGGGUGGUGCAGGAGAAGAGCUUGAGGCUAAGGUCAUUGAGUUGGUGACCAAAUUGGUCGAGUAUAACGGGUUGGAUCAGUGA
This is a messenger RNA of Talaromyces amestolkiae, 4035 nucleotides long. RefSeq lists its product as uncharacterized. Lineage: Eukaryota; Fungi; Ascomycota; Eurotiomycetes; Eurotiales; Trichocomaceae. Bases 1 to 4035 code for a protein of 1344 amino acids. The transcript has 3 exons. Gene Ontology annotation, cellular component: intracellular anatomical structure. The record is from RefSeq and is a predicted model, not a curated record. Gene Ontology annotation, molecular function: protein binding; ATP binding; RNA binding.